GUCCCGUCAGCCGCCAGCGCGACGGCCGUGCUCGCGCGAGCGUGCUCGCUUGAUUGAUGCGUCGGCCACCACUCGAUGGCGCCGCUCGCCGCCACCACCACCACCACCACGGCAAGCUGCUGCCCCUGCGGCUUCCUACUAACCGCGCGGGCCUCCGCCUCGUCCUCCCCUGGCCGUUUCCUCCGCGCGGCGAGAUCCCGCGCGCUCCCGCGCGUCAUGGCCGCCUCCGGAGCCGAUGCGGCCGCGGCCGCGGGUGGCGGAGGCUCUGCUGCUCCCCCGUCGCUGCUCGUCUUCUCAGGAGGAACUGCUUUUAAUGGUGUUGUAGAAGAGUUGAAGAAAGUGACUACUCGAGUUGCACAUGUUCUUCCUGUUUCUGAUGAUGGUGGAAGCACAGCUGAGAUUGUGCGAGUGCUUGGUGGACCAGCUGUGGGUGACAUUAGAUCAAGAUGCUUGAGAUUGUCUGAUGAAAGCACUUCAGAAGCCCUUUCUGUACGGACAUUACUUGGGCAUCGUUUGCCUCUUGACCCUUCAGAAGCAAAGCUAGAGUGGUACCAGAUUGUAGAAGGAGAGCACACUUUGUGGGAUGGUGUCUCACAGCCAUACAGGGAAACAAUACGUGCCUUUUUAGUCUACUUCCAUAAUGAGAUACUUCGGCGAUCAGCUGAAAUGUUUUGCUUCACCAAUGGCAGCAUUGGAAAUUUCUUUUUUGCUGGUGCACGCAUAUUCUUCCAGUCUCUGGAUGCUGCGAUUUUCUUGUUCUCACGUGUGUCACAAAUCCCUGCUGAAAGUCUUGUUCUUCCAGUGAUAUCCACAAAUGACAGGCUUACACUGGGAUGCGAACUAUGGGAUGGAACUAUCAUUCGAGGUCAAAAUGAAAUAUCACAUCCAAGCAACGGGCGUAAAGAAGUUGUUAACAAGGAUUGUAAUUCAUGUAGUGCACUUCCUUCAAGGAUCAAGCGUGUCUUUUACAUGUCAAGUGAAGGCAGCAAUCUGUUGCAUGAGGUAUUUCCUGAAGCUAACCGUACAGUUUUGGAGCAGUUAAGUAAGGUGGACUGCAUUGUAUAUGCUAUGGGAUCACUGUUUACAUCAGUCUGUCCCUCACUGGUAUUGCGUGGCAUUGGUGAAACUAUAGCAUCAAGAUCCAUUCCGAAGGUACUUCUUUUGAAUGGAUCGCAUGACAGAGAAACAACUGGGCUGCCCGCUUCGGGCUUUGUGACUGCCAUUACUGAUUCUCUAAACCGUACAUAUGGAGAUCCUGAUAAAAGUCUAAAAAAUCUGCCCAAAGACUAUGUGAAUGCUUUAUUGGUUCCAAAAGGAGGCCAAAUCCCUUUAGAUGUUAAAAACUUGGCUUCUCAAGGAAUCUUUCAUGUGGUAACCGUGGAUUCUGUACGCGAUGCGAAGACGGGCGUUAUAUUUGACUCACAAUCACUAAUUCAAGCCCUGACAAGUCUAAUAUCAGGAAGGCGUCUCGUGGAACCUGAUCUUCUAACAGAAAAUGUAGAAUCUUUAUACUGAAAUCCCAAAUAGGCAUAUAUCUCACUCCUAUUCUUUCGUCACUGUAUUUGGCGAAAUUGUGGCAUCAGUCGACCACUUGCCCCUUCGCCAGCCAGUUUCACUGCUGCAUUCAAUGAAAAUAAAAUAUACAAAAAGGAAGAACAGAUGUGCUCGUUUAUGGUUUAAUCCCA
Molecule: messenger RNA, 1685 nt
Organism: Oryza brachyantha (malo sina)
Lineage: Eukaryota; Viridiplantae; Streptophyta; Magnoliopsida; Poales; Poaceae
Exons: 13
Coding region: 76-1515 (479 amino acids)
Molecular function (GO): LPPG:FO 2-phospho-L-lactate transferase activity
Source: RefSeq, a predicted model, not a curated record